Nymphaea colorata (pocket water lily) is the source of this 2061-nucleotide messenger RNA. RefSeq lists its product as uncharacterized. Gene Ontology annotation, cellular component: endoplasmic reticulum; membrane. Lineage: Eukaryota; Viridiplantae; Streptophyta; Magnoliopsida; Nymphaeales; Nymphaeaceae. Bases 85 to 1476 code for a protein of 463 amino acids. The transcript is spliced from 16 exons. Gene Ontology annotation, molecular function: glucosaminyl-phosphatidylinositol O-acyltransferase activity. Gene Ontology annotation, biological process: GPI anchor biosynthetic process; protein localization to plasma membrane. The record is from RefSeq and is a predicted model, not a curated record.
CGGAGCGGGGGCGGGAGACUGUGGCUUCUGGAAAAGGCCGGUCGUUCUCUGAGACAAACGGUCAGUGAGCGAGUGUGAGAUCCGAUGGGUCUCCCGGGAACUUCCUUCAACCCCAACAAGGACCUCAAGGAAGAAUUCGUUAGUAACUUGACGGGUUCUUCUAUGGUCGAGAUCUUUGCGCUCUCUACGAUUGUUCCCGCCUUCACUUUGCUCAGAAAGUGGAAUGGCUUAAAGAGUGCAGGAAUGCAGAAUCAAAAUUUCGUUGGACCUAAAGGUUGGAGACAAUAUUUCUUCAUGUUGGCAUUAGACUUUCUUUUUGUUGUUCUUCCACCUGCCUUGUUUUUCACUGUAUUAGCAGAAUGGACAUACAUAUGUGCUGGCUGCAUGAUGCUACUGUUGGUUGUCAUUGUUGCACUUGGAAGGAUCUUGCCGUCUAGAUCUCAUUACAUGAGGACAGGGGCUGACUCAUCGACAGCUAUUAGGAGGUUGAUCUCAUCAUACCGAGUAUCAGUUAUGAUUGUGACUUGCUUGUGCAUCUUGGGUGUUGAUUUCAGAAUUUUUCCUAGAAGAUAUGCAAAAACUGAGACUUAUGGCACUAGUUUGAUGGAUCUUGGGGUUGGUUCUUUUGUUUUGGCAAAUUCUUUGGUUUCAAGGCAAGCACGACAAGGGACAACUUUGAAAUACAAGUCUUCACUUCAGGCCAUAACUCCACUUAUACUUUUAGGCUUUGCUCGACUUGUGUUUACGAAGGGUGUUGAUUAUCAGGUUCAUGUAGGAGAAUAUGGUGUUCAUUGGAACUUCUUUUUCACCCUUGCUGCUGUUUCUUUGUUAACAUCAAUUUUUAAUAUUCAUCCUCGAUACUGUGGAUUUCUUGGUUCAUUCAUCCUAUCAGCUUAUCAGAUAUGCUUGCUAUUUGGACUAAAUGAGUACCUUACCUCAAGAGAAAGGAAUAUGAAUCUUUUCAGCCAAAAUAAGGAAGGAAUUAUCAGCUUGUUUGGUUAUUGGGGCAUGUACCUUAUUGGUGUUAACUUAGGUUACUACCUUUUCUUUGGGAAAAACUCUAGAAAGGCGGAUAUGAACUCUGUUCAAACUGUGCAACUUAGAGUCAUGUUUUUUUCUAUAACCUUUUGGUUGCUGACCAUGCUUCUGGACAAAUAUGUGGAAAAUGUUUCUCGUCGCAUGUGCAAUCUGGCAUAUGUGACACUUGUAUUGGCACAGAACUUUCAGGUCCUGGCAAUUUUGAUGCUUUCUGAUGUUCUGAGGUCAAACCUAUUAGUCCUUGAAGGGGCAUUUGAUCAAAAUUUAUUAGCUGCAUUUCUUUUAGCCAACAUCCUCACUGGAUUGAUAAACUUGACCAUUGAUACCCUUUUCGUUUCAUCAGCCAUGGCACUUGGUGUACUGCUUUUAUACUCCAUGUCCUUGACUUUUCUGGUGGGUUGUGCCAAGUUUCUUGGUAUGAAGUUGAAAUUUUGGUAGCCUUCACUUUUGAAGCAAAUGGAUGCCAAACUUACAGACUGACGUAGGAAAUUUCGUGUGUUAAUCUUUUCUCGUUGCACGUACCUUCUGUACUAUAUUUUUACAACCAAUAAGCAUUUAUUGAAUCCCAUAGUUUGGAUUAUGAAGGUGAUUGACAUGGGAAUUUAAGUUAUUACCAAUUCUGGUACUAGUUCUGGAUGAUGAGGCAAACGAUUAGGAAGACAGAAAAAAGCCGACACCAUGCCUCGUUAUGGUCUGGGUGCGGCAACCACAAACAGAAGGGGACACGAUUGUUGAUUCUGUGAACGGUAUUUAUUUCAUUUUCAAUAGAAAAACUCUCCUGCUCCAUGUCUUCUUGCUUGCCUAUGCAGUAUGAAGUUGAUAAUUUCGGCUUUCCAGUCCAAUGUGCCUGUGAUUGUGCCUUAUAGUAUAGAACGAUGGGAUCCGUCAAGAUGCUGAGAAAGAAGGGCGGGAGCUGUUCAAGUUGCCGUAGUUCGUCUCAUCUUAUUCUUUUGAUUCACUGAUACUCUGUUGAACCUCGUCCACCGGAGUUAACAAAUAGUAAUACUUUAUGGUUGUGUGUCA